Prunus armeniaca (apricot) is the source of this 1278-nucleotide messenger RNA. Lineage: Eukaryota; Viridiplantae; Streptophyta; Magnoliopsida; Rosales; Rosaceae. The record is from the annotation of a GenBank genome assembly.
AUGACGUGGAGGUCGGUGGCCAAGUCUCUGCAACCUCUUCUUGCCCAUGCCUCGCUUUUCACAUUCACGAUUUUCCUCGUCCUUAAACUCCACCAUGCCGUGCGGUACCAUUGGUGGAUCAUAUUUUCCCCUCUGUGGCUUUUCCAUGCAGUUGUAGCACGAGGCAGAUUUUCGUUACCUGCUCCAAAGCUGCCUAAUGAUCGCAACUGGGCACCUUUUCAUGCUGUCAUGGCGACACCGUUGCUUGUCGCAUUUGAACUAAUGCUUUGUAUCUAUCUUGAGAGCAGAUAUGUUGUAAGCUUGAAGAUUGUCUUUGCACCUUUGGUGGCGUUGGAACUCGCAAUUCUAUUUGAUAAUAUCAGGAUGUGUAAGGCUCUAAUGCCUAGUGAUGAUGAGCAUGUGAGUGAUGAUGUGAUAUGGGAAACGCUUCCUCACUUCUGGAUCUCUAUAUCCAUGGUCUUCCUUACUGCUGCCACAAUAUUUACUCUUCUAAAGAUAAAUGGUGAUAUUUCUGUUUUAGGCUGGUGGGACUUGUUUAUUAACUUUGGAAUUGCAGAGUGUUUUGCCUUUCUUGUUUGCACAAAGUGGUAUAAUCCAGCUAUUCACAGACAUGCUCACAUUCAAGAACCAUGUUCACCUUCAAUGACUAUAAGAUACCUUGACUGGAAUAGUGGCUUAGUAGUUUCUUCAGAUGAAGAUCAAGACGAGAGUGCAGUAUGCAGCCUGCAGGAUAUUGGUGGACAUAUUAUGAAAAUUCCUCUAAUCUGUUUCCAGAUCCUACUCUUUAUGCACUUAGAGGGAAGACCCUCUGUUGCUAGGCAUAUCUCAAUUCCUGUUCUUUUCACUCCUCUUCUUUUACUGCAAGGAGCCGGUGUUUUAUUUGCUGCAUAUAGAUUAACAGAGAAAAUUCUUCUUUUAGUACAUAAUGGAGUUUUUUCUGGAAGAUACUUGGACAUAACAUCAAAAGUUCGUGAGUAUUUUGGGUUCUUUCGCCAUGGUUCAAGGUUUUUGGGUUGGUGGUCGAUUGACGAAGGAAGUCGAGAGGAACAGGCUAGACUGUAUUGUGCAGGGGCUUCAGGGUAUGACACUUUUUCACCUGAUAUAGUGAAGAAGUUGCCUAGAUCGGACCUUGUUCAGGAGAUUUGGAAACUGCAAGCUGCACUCAGUGAGCAAACAGAAAUCACGAAAUUUAGCCAGCAGGAGUAUGAAAGACUUCAGAAUUCAACCACAUCAAACAAUUGGGUUAGCUACAUGAUUCCUUCUGUGAUAGAGUCGUGA